AUGUCGGCCGCCUAUCAAGAUCCCCCUUUUGCCCUGGAGGACAAUACGGAUAAUCGCAGUAGGCAAACACCGUCCGUGACUACCCAGUCUCUCGGUUCCGGUUCCCUCGCUUUUUCCUCUUCCUCUUUGAGACGCUGCAAACACACCUGGGGGAUGCGCAAACCAGAUACCCGGGAUCGAACAGCCAGCUCACACACCCUUUCUAAACACAAUACUAGGGCACCUAAGCUGCCUCGCUACUGUAAUCAACCCGAAAAAUCAAAUGGCAAGGGAGAAGGUAUCAUCAGUUGUAAUGGAAACGACUCAAUGUGCCAGUUGCCAGUUUACCCCCAUCGAAACCACUGCUUCCACGCCCUCCUCGGGUUCGGCCCACCGAGAGGGAAAUGCCAAGCAGGAUCCCCCACCAUCCCGUCCGUCGCUAUUUCGCCGCGGCCGCCGAGACGAUCUCUGACUCUCUCCCUCUUGGUCCCCACCGGAACAGCGGUGGCUGAGGAAUGA
This is a messenger RNA of Colletotrichum lupini, 498 nucleotides long. RefSeq lists its product as uncharacterized. The record is from RefSeq and is a predicted model, not a curated record. NCBI's taxonomy places the organism in Eukaryota, Fungi, Ascomycota, Sordariomycetes, Glomerellales, Glomerellaceae. Bases 1 to 498 code for a protein of 165 amino acids. The transcript has 3 exons.